UAAAUUUUGAAUCACACUUUGCACUUUCUGUUUUAUGGCUGUUUAUAGCAUUUAACUUUUAUUUUCUGUCAAAUUUACAUCGAUAUUUUUUUGUAUUAUUCAGUUUGUUCAUAUAUUAUUAGUACUCCAUACACAUAAUUGUAAUUAUUUUGUGUACUUUUCUGUUAUAGUGACAAUGGCAGAAAGAAAGAUCACUUUCAUUAGAGACUUGGACAAUAUGAAAGAUGAUUACACACUAAAAGUGUCUAUCAUCCGGCUGUGGAAAUCGCUUUCAGAUGACAACCCCACUAUUGUCAGAUCAAUUGAGAUGAUACUCAUGGAUGAAAUGGUCGGCCAAUAUAUCAUUGUCGGGACCAUUUAUGGUAUUCGCCAAGAUAUUGAUUGGUAUUAUGAUGCGUGUACAAACUGUGGAAAGAAAGUUCAAACCGAAGAUUUGUUCAGUGGUGCAGAUAGUGGUGAUGCAAGUGUCGUUUUAAAAUGCAAUGGUGAUAAUUGUAAAAAUAAGACGAUCUCUUCUGUUCCAAGGUAUAAAAUACCUAUUCGUGUGCAAGAUGAUUCUGGAACAAUCACUCUAACUCUCUUCGAUAGAGAUGCUUAUAGAAUCGUCAAAAAACGCGCACGUGAUCUUAUAGAUAAAAUCAAACAGGUAUAA
Molecule: messenger RNA, 652 nt
Organism: Lactuca saligna
Lineage: Eukaryota; Viridiplantae; Streptophyta; Magnoliopsida; Asterales; Asteraceae
Source: the annotation of a GenBank genome assembly